UGCUCACUGUUAAUAUCUGAAUAUGUAGAGGUCUCGGUGUUUAUAUCAGACCAUAUAGAGGUGACCGUGUUAAUAUCAGACUAUAAAGGGGUGUCACUGUUACUAUCAGACUAUAUAGAGGUGUCAGUUAAUGUCAGACCAUAUAGAGGUGUAUAUAUGGUUGGAACCGUGCAUUUAAUACGACUUUCGCAAAGUAUGAAUUAUAUCAAACUGGCAAAGAAUAUAAAGUCGUGAACAAGACGUGGGCAGGUGGAUGAUGUAGGUGAUUACACCAUUUAUAUGCAGAUACAACAACAGCAACUUGCAUUUAUAUUGUGCCCUUCAUGGGGGGGGUGGGAGUAGUGUCCUGAAUAUAGAAGCGUCACUUAAUAUCAGACCAUAUAAAGGCAUCAAUGCUAACGUCAGAUACAUAGAUACACUGUUAAUCCAACAUGAAAGGCGCUAUACAAAUGUAAUUUGAUGUUGUUGGGGCAUUAUCACUGCCCCUUCCUCUGGACUCUGCCGGCAAUGGUCUUCUUGUUCGUGCUGUUACUGUGAUUCAGUAAUUGCUGUUGAUAUGACCCGGGUUCCGAUUGGUGCUGUUGUAAUGCGAGGUGGGGGAGAGAGAGGGAGAAGGAGGGAAUGGAGGUUUGGGUAUUUAGGAUGAUGUGAAUUGACUGGACAAUCUGCCUGGCCGUCAACAUGUGGUCAGCUGACUGUCGAUGAUAUAAGGGGGAGGUGGGGGAGAAUGAAAUCACGUGGGGGGUUUUUUUUUUGAAAAAAAAGGCGUCUCUGGCUUUUCUGGAGCAAGGAGUCAAGUCAUGAAACUGGUUCUUGAAAUGUUUAAUGUGAACAUGAAGCCGGGCGACACUCUAAAAAUCAAAGGGGUCAUUGAGCCUGAUGCCGAGAGGUUUGCAGUGAACCUGGGGACAGAUCCCUCCCGCUACGCUCUGCACUUUAACCCUCGGUUCGAUGACGAAGUUGACGGCUGUGUGAUCGUCUGUAACAACAAGGAGGAAGGGGAGUGGAGCACGGAGCAGAGGGACGAGGACUUUCCGUUAAAAAAGGGAGAGAGCUUCAAGAUCUCCAUCACUUUCCAAGGAGACGUGUUUGAGAUCAAGUUGCCCGAAGACCGUGUGCUCGAAUUUCCUAACCGCUCAUGUGCCGAGAUCCUGACCUACCUGGUUAUAGAGGGUCAAGUCCGAGUCAAAGGCCUCAAGUUUGACUACUUACCUGAGGUCGCGCUUUAGCUGGCGUUGGGCAGAGAGAGAGAGAGAGAGAGAGACACAAACACACACACACACAGAGCAAGAGCCAGAGAUACACCUUGUGUGAAAGAUUGGGAGGGGAACGGAGCUAAUUCUAGAUCUACUUUGGG
Molecule: messenger RNA, 1357 nt
Organism: Callorhinchus milii (elephant shark)
Lineage: Eukaryota; Metazoa; Chordata; Chondrichthyes; Chimaeriformes; Callorhinchidae
Product: 16 kDa beta-galactoside-binding lectin-like
Exons: 4
Coding region: 801-1229 (142 amino acids)
Molecular function (GO): carbohydrate binding
Source: RefSeq, a predicted model, not a curated record